This is a messenger RNA of Galeopterus variegatus (Sunda flying lemur), 2233 nucleotides long. RefSeq names its product discoidin, CUB and LCCL domain containing 1 (gene DCBLD1). NCBI's taxonomy places the organism in Eukaryota, Metazoa, Chordata, Mammalia, Dermoptera, Cynocephalidae. The coding region runs from base 1 to 2154 and encodes 717 amino acids. The record is from RefSeq and is a predicted model, not a curated record. The transcript is spliced from 16 exons.
AUGUCUGGUGCCAAAUGCCACAAUGCUGUUCCAUUUGGUAUCGCUGAUAGCUCUUUCCGCAAUCUAGGGCUGCAAAUUACAUUCCCCAAAAGCCAGUCCGAUUUAACAGGGGCCAGGGGUUCUAUAACAACUUUAGUGACAUUGGUGUUAGUAAGUUCUGAUAACUCACUACUAUCGGCCCAGCCCCAAAUAACUUUUAAUGAUGACAUGUAUGUAAAGAAGGGAGAAGUUGAUGAAGCUCGAUCCCUAUUUUAUAGAGAUUAUCAUGCAUACAUGACUUUCAAGAUGUCAGUUUACAAGUGGAAAAACAAACCCCACAUGCCAGUUUGUGCUGGUGUAAAUUUUGAAAUGUGCCACAAGUGUGCUUUGCUUUUAGGUCCGUAUUGUGGAAGUACGACUGUUCCCAAAGAACUCUUGCUGAAUACAAGUGAAGUAACUGUUCGGUUUGAGAGUGGAUCCCACAUUUCAGGUCGGGGCUUUUUGCUGACAUAUGCCAGCAGCGACCAUCCAGAUUUAAUAACGUGUUUGGAACGAGCUAACCAUUAUUUGAAGAAAGAAUACAGCAAAUUCUGUCCAGCUGGUUGUAAAGACAUAGCAGGAGACAUUUCUGGGAACAUGAUGGAUGGAUAUAGAGAUACCUCUUUGUUGUGCAAAGCUGCCAUCCAUGCGGGAAUAAUUGCAGAUGAACUGGGGGGCCAGAUCAGCGUGCUUCAGCGGAAAGGGAUCAGCCGAUAUGAGGGAGUCCUGGCCAAUGGUGUGCUGUCGAGGGAUGGUUCCCUGUCAGACAAGCGAUUUCUGUUUACCUCCAAUGGCUGCAGCAGAUCCUUGAGUUUGGAAGCUGACAGGCAAAUCAGAGCUUCUUCCUCUUGGCAGUGGGAAAAUGAAAUUGGAGAACAAGUUCACUGGUCUCCUGGCCAAGCCCGACUUCAGGACCAAGGCCCAUCGUGGGCGUCAGGCGACAGCAACAACAACCACAAACAACGAGAGUGGCUAGAGAUAGAUUUGGGGGAGAAAAAGAAAAUAACAGGAAUUAGAACUGCAGGAUCCACACAGUCAAAUUUCAACUUUUAUGUUGAAAGUUUCGUGAUGAACUUCAAAAACAAUUCUAAAUGGCAGACCUAUAAAGGAAUUGUGAAUAAUGAAGAAAAGGUCUUUCAGGGUAACUCUAACUUUCGGGACCCAGUGCAGAACAAUUUUAUCCCUCCCAUCGUGGCUAGAUAUGUGCGGAUUGUUCCCCAGAAGUGGCAUCAGAGGAUAGCCUUGAAAGUGGAGCUCAUUGGCUGCCAGAUUACACAAGGUAAUGAUUCAGGUAAUGAUUGGCACAAAACAAGUCUAAACACUGGUGUUUCAAAUGAGAGAGAAGAUGAGACAAUCAAGGAGCCCAUCCCCUCAGAAGAAAUUGCCACAGGAAUCAACUUCACAACUGUGGCUAUUCCAUCAGUACUCCUCAUUGCCCUGCUGCUUGCUGGAAUGGGGAUCUUUGCUGCCUUUAGGAAGAGGAAGAAGAAAGGAAAUCCAUAUGGAUCUACUGAGGCUCAGAAAACAGGCUGUUGGAAGCAGAUUAAAUAUCCCUUUGCCAGACAUCAGUCAACUGAGUUUACCAUCAGCUAUGACAAUGAGAAGGAGAUGACACAAAAGUUAGACCUCAUCACAAGUGAUAUGGCAGAUUACCAGCAGCCCCUCAUGAUUGGCACCGGGACAGUCACGAGGAAGGGCUCCACCUUCCGGCCCAUGGACACGGACGCCGCCGAGGCCGGCGGCCACUACGACUGCCCGCUCGGGACCGGCCGCCACGAGUACGCGCUGCCCUUGACGUCCCCGGAGCCCGAGUACGCCACGCCCAUCGUGGAGCGGCACGUGCUGCGCGCGCACACCUUCUCGGCGCAGGGCGGCUACCGCGUGCCCGGGCCCCGGCCGGCGCACAAGCACUCCCUGUCCUCGGGCAGCUUCUCCCCGGCCGCAGCCGGCAGCAGGAGCAGAGACUACCCCGUGUUGCUCGGCCCCAAGCCUGCGCACGGCGCCUACGACAAGCCCAAAGCCAGAGACCCUGACCCUCCGAAUCCGCAGACAGAUCCCGGGACGAAUGAUGGUUAUGCAGCCCCGAGAGACUGCCUUACACCCCUCAACCAGACGGCCGCGACUGCUCUUCUGUGAACACAAUGUGAAAGAAACCUGCUGUGGUACUGAGCGUCGCGCUGCUGCAAGUCACUGGAAGAAGGGACAGUGCUGUGCG